Molecule: messenger RNA, 2817 nt
Organism: Callithrix jacchus (white-tufted-ear marmoset)
Lineage: Eukaryota; Metazoa; Chordata; Mammalia; Primates; Cebidae
Gene: KLRK1
Product: killer cell lectin like receptor K1
Biological process (GO): positive regulation of natural killer cell mediated cytotoxicity
Cellular component (GO): external side of plasma membrane
Molecular function (GO): signaling receptor activity
Source: RefSeq, a predicted model, not a curated record
CAAAGAUAAAAAUGUACUGAGUAUCUCUACUUUCAAUUCAAGAUGAGGAAUUCGGGGCAUGUCUAAAUUUUCUAGUUUUAUAGAAGGCUUUUAUCCACAAGAAUCAAGAUCAUCCCUUUCUGAGCAGGAAUCCUUUGUGGAUUGAAGACUUCAGAUUCUUUUCUGAGGUAUAAUUAUACAAUGGGGUGGAUUCGUGGUCGGAGGCCUCGUCACAGCUUGGCAAUGAGCGAAUUUCGUAAUUAUAACUUGGAGCUAGCAAAAGGUGACUUUUCGACACGAUGGCAAAAGCAAAGAUGUCCAGUAAUCAAAAGCAAAUGUAGAGAAAACUUCACUCCAUUAUUUUUCUGCUGUUUCAUUGCUGUAGCUAUGGGAAUCCGUUUCAUUGUUAUGGUAACAAUAUGGACUGCCGUAUUCCUAAAUUCAUUAUUCAACCAAGAAGUUCAAGUUCCCUUGAUCGAAAGUUACUGUGGCCCAUGUCCUAAAAACUGGAUAUGUCAUAGAAAUAACUGCUACCAAUUUUUUAAUGAGAAUAAAAACUGGUAUGAGAGCCAGGCUUCUUGUAUGUCUCAAAAUGCCAGCCUUCUGAAAGUAUACAGCAAAGCGGAACAGGAUUUCCUUAAAUUGGUGAAGUCAUACCACUGGAUGGGACUAGUAUAUAUUCCAACAAAUGGAUCUUGGCAGUGGGAAGAUGGCACCAUUCUCUCACCCAACCUACUAACAAUAAUUGAAAUGCAGAAGGGAGACUGUGCAGUCUACGCCUCAAGCUUCAAAGGCUACACAGAAAACUGUUCAACUCCAAAUACAUACAUCUGCAUGCAGAAGACUGUGUAGGGAUGAUCGAUCAUGUCAGUAAAAGCCAGGAACAAUGAAGGGACUAUACCAGCGGAAACACUGCCCACUGAGACCAAAGGAAACAAAGAAAACAGGACAAGAUGACAAAAGACUGUCAGACUUCUUAGACUCCACAGGAUCAGACCAUAGACCAAUUCCAAUGCAAACGUGCAUGAUUCUCCAAGACAAAAGAAUAAAGAUCCUGAAGGCAAUUCCUCAAGGCUGUCUCUCCCACCAUAAGCCCAGAGUGGCAGGGCUGGGGGAGGAGCGCUAUUUUAAUUUCUAAAGGAAGGACCAACACCCAGGGGAUCAGUGAAGGAAGAGAAGCCCAGCAGAUCCCUGAGAGGGCAACUCCACCUCCGCAGGAAAUUGCCUUACGGGUAGGGCCACGGCACAGAGACACAGUAUGGGCAAUGCCUUGCUUGCCUGUGGGGGUCAUGCUGCCACUUUUAAUGGGUCCCUUCCCGACCCUGUCCCUGCCACUUUUAAUGGUCCCUUCCUAACCCUGGGUCAGGAAGGUGAGACUGCUGCCCCAGUGGGCCAUGAUUAUGUUAAGGCUUUAUUCUCCAGCCUUAAGAUCUUAUGAAGUUUCCUUUGCUAGGAUUUGGACUUGCUUGAGUACUAGGACUGUUUCUCUUUCUCUGUUUCUUCUUUUUGGAAUAGUAAUGUCUAUACUAUGCUUGUCCCACUAUUGUAUUUUGGAAGCACAGAACUUGUUUGGUUUCACAGGUUCACAAUUAGGGAGAAAUUUUGCCUCUGAAAUAGAAUCUUGAGUCUCAUGCAUAUCUUGUUUGAUGAUAUUUAGAUAAGACUGUAACCGGGAGAGCAUAUCCAGCUCCCAGAAAUGGGAGGGCUAACCCUGAAGAAUGGGGAAAGGGUCCUCGGUGAGCUUGCUGUUCAAAUAAAUAUCGUGGACCCCAAGAGUUUUGCGGAAGAGUGAUUUAUUAGACAGAGAGUGAGAGAGAGAGACAGCUCCCACGCUGCUGUGGGAAGGGAGCCCAGAGUGGGAAAUCAGUAUAGGUAGGAGCAGCUGGAGUUUUAACCCUUGAGUUAUUCCCGCCCCAUUCACGUUCUUGUCCAAUGAGAGGAGUUCUUUCACAUUUCCUCUGGAGUGAUUGAUCUUUGAUUCUGAUACCAGAUUGGCUACUUGCUCCACAAUCCUGAGUUACAGAGCCCCCUCCUCCCAGAGCUUUCAGUGGGAUUUUGGGACAAAAGAGCCACACAAAGAGCCCCACCUGGUUUUCCCUACCUGGCCCCCGUGGGGAAAGCCAGAAAAAUAACUUUACAUUUGAAACUUCUCUGGUUCCUGGAGGAGGUGCUCAAAGGAAAUCCCUGCAUUUGAAACACACCCCUUGUGGACUCGGGAAAAGAAGUCCCUCGAGACUCCGAACUUUAGACUUUACAAUCGAUUCUGCAAAAAGUUAAGACUUGGGUUAAUAGGAUGGAAUAAAUGCAAGCAAAAAGAACACAAACUUUGCCAGGGUCAGAAUGUCAUGGAGAGUGUUUCUAUUCCCCUAAAAUUCAUAUUUGAAAUUCUAACUCCCAAUGGUGUGGUAUUAGGAGGGUGCCUUUGGGAGGUAAUUUAGGUGUGAAAGUCAAUUAUAAGAAUUGGGUAAUUCUUUUCAUACCUAAAUAAAACAGAGUGGAGAAGCCAGCAGGGAAAACAUUCGAGGUACAAAACAUUGCUCUAAAAAUGUAAUUAUCUGCAAGCCUGGCUGCUGAAACUGCCUAUUGUAACCAGAAACCAGUUUUAUCUUUAGCUUCUGAAAUAAUUUACUGCAACUCUAGGACUAAUGUUUGCUCACACUGUUGUCACUGAACACUCGGAGUUUUCCCGCUCCCCAGAUCCUUACAAGUGUCAAUGAACCUUCUGAAAAAGCAAUGUGGAAAGCCCCUAACCUUCUCUUUGUUCUUUGGAUAUACCGAAGACCAUGUGUAUACCCCGAACUGCAAUUCUUUCUUUCCAAAUAAAACAUUACAUUUAGA